AAGGCCAAGCGAGCAGGGCCACCGCACGAAGAAGAGUGCUUUAGUGCUCACUUCUCUCACACACUUCACACCUCUACUCAACUGCUCUCUCUCUUCGAUCCAUUUAUUUUCUAUUCCAAAAAUUUUCGCAUCAACAUUCCCGGGAAAAUCAGCUGCGAUUUCACUUCAAAUUCCUCUCUCUGUGCUCACAAAUGGACACUAUCGACUUCGACAACGUGAAGGCCGAGAAGGCAAAGGCUAUGCGAAGGUACAAUCGCCUCCGAACCAUUGCGAAAUUGUUCCGCCUCAUCGAGAUUUGCUUGGCUCUUGUUCUUCUCUCCUGGAUUUCAGCUCGACUACCUUUCGCCGUCAAAAUCUCCGGCGAAUACUUCCGGCAACUGAUCUCCAUCAUCGUCAGCCCUUUCGUCAUCUUCUUAAUCAGCAACGCCAUCGUCAUCACUCUCCUCGCCAAGUCCGGCCAAUCUCCGGCUAUCAACAAUGCCGAAACCGAUCUCUACCGCAAAUUCAUCAACUACGGAUCGGAAAAUUGUCCUCUGGUGCCGGAACCGGAGAAGAUCGUGUACCACGACAAACCGAUCGUCUCUGAAGUGAACACUCUCUCCCCGAAGAGCAACGAAGUCGCUGUUGUUGCCGUUCCGGUUCCUGAUGUUAAAACUUUUAAGAGGAGUGUGUCGGAGAAGAUGAAGAGAGAGAAUUUGGAGAAUAAUUGCGGGAAGCUCCGACGAUCGGAAACAGAGAAAUGCAGGAAAAUUGGGGAUUCCGGUGAGGUUCUGGCGGAGUCGGUGUAUUUGUUUGAUAAAUUGAGCAAUGAGGAAUUCCAGCGCACAAUAGACGAGUUCAUUGCUAAGCAAGUCAAGUUUCAUCAUGAGGAAAAGUUUGAUAUUGUUACCUGCUGCUGAGAAAUUAAGAGAGAGAAUGAGAGUAAAAAACCUGAUUUUCUAUUUUCUUGAAUUACUGGUGUUAAUGCCUAUGUACAUACGGUACUAAAUUCUCUAGUAAAUAUAUAUACUAUCAAAAAAAAGUUUUACAAUAGACUUCUUUGUGUACA
This is a messenger RNA of Camellia sinensis, 1048 nucleotides long. RefSeq lists its product as uncharacterized. Lineage: Eukaryota; Viridiplantae; Streptophyta; Magnoliopsida; Ericales; Theaceae. The record is from RefSeq and is a predicted model, not a curated record.